CCAAAAUAAACCUGACCGAGUUUCCAAUAUUACACACGAGAGAAUACACUUUCUAAAUCAUGUGAAGAUUUAGUGACUGGGAUUCUAUUCUGUUGAGAGGAACACCCAUGUCUUUUUUUUUGGCUAUGUUGAUGACGAUGAAGUAGCUUCACACAAUGUGACUCUGAUCGUUGGCCGAGUCAAGGUUUGCAAGCAGAUGGAAAGGGAGAGUAGUGUGGAUCACAGAGGAACCAGACACAUUUUGUAGAGGACUGUAUCGACGGGUGGAGCUACAACAGCCAGCAUGUUGUAUGUGUUUCAGAUGGACGUUGGUCAGAUGCUGACCUUUGACAUUUCCCUCCUGAUGGACACGGUGGCGCGUCUCCAACAAGAGAUCGCUCAUGUGACGGGCAUCUCCGUGGACCAGCAGAUUCUGCUUCUGAGCGGCGGGCAGAGCCUGCACCCAGACCAGAAAGUCAUCUCCUAUGGAGCAGGGGCUGACACCAACCCGGUGUUUUUGUUCAGCAAGUUGGCCAUCACAAGUCAAGAGCCGCCACUGAUCAAAUCCUUCGGGGUUUCUAAAGAAGUUCUGCAUGUCCUGAAGGAUCGAGUUGCUGAUGCUGUCAAACUGCCGGUCAGUUUCGACACAGUGACCACCCGGACAAAGCUUGCAAUACAAGUACGAGACAACGCGGGCAAAAUCCUCACCUUCUGCAACAAUGAGUUCAAGGAGCAACAUCUACAGCACCAGGGUUGGAGCGCCGUCGUGGCUAAUCUGGAGGAGAUCGCUCAAGCUCUGCAGAAGACCAGGUCAAAGUUCUCGAAGAUGUUUGCCACGUUUUUGCCUCUUAGGGAGAAACAUUUUAGUCUGCUGAGCAACUUCCAGGAGGUUCUGGAGCUGCUGAGUCGCAUCCCUUUGUUGAAGCCUCUGCGAGAGGAGGAGGAAGAGGUCAUAGUUCAGGUCGGGAGGAAGAGUGUCGCGGAUUCGGAUGUUUUGAGUUUCAUCUCUCCGUCCCCCGCCCCGGUGAAUCUUCUAGAAUGGAUCACGACUCAGAGUAAAGGCCAGAGUCUGGAGGGGCUACAGCUCAAGUGUUACAAUGACCUGGUGUUUUUUAACGAGGAGAUGUUUGACCAGUAUGAGCGUGGCGUCCACGAACUUCUGGACCUGGUGUCGGCGGACACGCAGAUGAAGGCUCUGGUCGGGAUCGAGAGACGCCUCUCCGAGCUGGAGAAAAGACUCAACGAGGCCAAGAGGAUCGCAAAGGCACAAAACGAUAUGGCUCAGGCAUUUAUGAGCCAGCAGUCUCGGCUGAGCUCCACGCCCGACUCGUCCGUUCUGCCCGACCUGUGCACGAGUCACAAGCAGCAGCUGCGGCAGAUGCUGGACGGCCACCAGAGGCUGGAGGCUCUGCAGGGAAACUUCUGCCGCUCCAAGCAGGAGAUGUCCACCAACAUACACCACAGGCUAGGGUGGGUGGUGGACAUAGAAACGAAAAUCUCCAAACUUGACAGUGAUCUCAUCUUCCAUAUGAAAACCUUGAAGCUCCUGGAGGUGAACCUGGAGCUUCUUAGCCAGGUCAAGGCCGCGCCACAAGUCUACGCACAGAUGGUGAUGGAGGCGGCGCGGAGGAAAGUUUUCUCGCAGCAGUUUGAGCUGUGGGCGGACAGUCUGGUCGGAGACUCGAAGCAGCUGUACGAGGCCGAGGUGGAGCUCAGGAAACAUUUUACAAACAAACUGGGGCAGCAUUUUUUCCUUCACACUCUGUUCAAAGGAUUUGGGGACAUGCCGCCCAAUUUUGCCACCAAAGCUCCGCAGCAAUUUGACUCCAGCCUCCCCAACAUCACGACGGAAGACAUUUCUUUGUUGAAGUCUUCAGUUCCUGAGCUGGAGGGCUCCUUAUGUACACCGAUCGUGGUUCAGUCGUUCCCCCAGAACCAGGCAAGCUUCAGACGACUGGGGGGUUCGACAUCCCCACACUCCGUCCUGCCGAACUCCCAGUCCUCACAGACUGAAUGGUCACAUCAGCUCGGCGACAUUCCCUCUGUGGUGACAGCGACAGAAGCCCCACCCACGACGUUUUCCCUUCCUGAACUCCAGGAGUCACGGGCCACUGAGUACCUCCCGGCAGUGUCCAGUCUGACGGACACUAUGCGAGAAGCCAUCAGUUCCGAGACUGUCACCGCCGUUGAGAGCACCGCGGGUGGACAGACGGAGGCGAUGGGCGCAGGGGCAGGCGGGGAGCGGCCGGCCAGCCAAGGUAGUCAGUCGGGGAAGUCGAAGACGAAGGCCAACUCUGUCCACACCACGGAGUCCACCUCUCCGCUCUCUUCCACCGAGUUUGCCACAGCAGAUUUUUAUAUCGAGGACGCGAUGCCGUCUCCGAUGAGAAGCACAAGCGACUCGGAGACGAUCAGUUCUCUCCAAGCUGAACUGUUGGAUAAAGUGAAUCUGAUUCGCGAUUUGGAGGAGAAGUUGAGGAAGAGGGACAACAGGCAAACGUCGGAUGGUUGUGGGACAGAGUCAGGCCCAGUGAAUGUCACCAAGCAGUCCAGUUCAGCGACACUAGUUGGUGUGGUGGAUGUCUCUGAGCAGGUUUCGACUUCCAACUCGUCGGAGGCGGAGAAUAUGGAAAUUGUGGCGCUCGAGCAAGUUUCAGAGGAGGCUGAGGGGAAGCGGUGUUGUUGUGAUCAGGCUCAGGCUAAGGAGGAGUUAGACAGGAGGAUUGCGAGCUGUCAACAAACGAUUGAGGAGCUCAGUCAUGUGCUUGAGGAUACAGAAAAAGACAAGUUGGUCUGUGAGGAGAAGUACAACAGAUGUAUAGAGGAAAGAAACCGAACUGUGACCGAGUUGGAGGUUAGGUUGAAAGCCACGGAGGCUGAACUUGUCGAUGUGAAAACGAAGGUGGAGAGUUGUAACUCUGACUUACACAAGUUGAAGCUCAGCUUGAGCGAGUCACGGGCUGUGAAUGAAGAACUGCAGAAAGAGGUGAACAAAGGGGAGGAGAGUCUAGUGAGAGUUCGUGGUCGUUUGCUGGAGUUCCGGACCAUUGCCAGGGAGCAGUUGUCGUCUUUCCGGAAUGUUCUGAAAGAGCUGAAGAGCUCGGUGUCGGACAACAAACGUGAUGUUGAUACGUCUGUGGUUUCCCUCUUGAACACAGUGGAAGAGAAAGUGAGCUGUUUCAACAAUUCCGUGCUGGCCGAUGCUAACUCGGAGUUUGUGAAGGAAAAGGAAGUUCUGAACACUUCCAUCCUGGCGUUGAAAGCGGAGUUGUCGGAAGCCCGGGCUGCUAACAACGAGAAAGUCCUCCAUCUCAACCGACAUAACGAGGAACUCUCUUCUAGACUCUUGGAGAACCAAAGCCAUUUCACCAAGAACUUCUCAGAGCAGCAGGCAGAGUUCGACUCGGCCGUCAAGGAGUUGAAAACAAAACAUUCUCUCGAGCUCGAGCUGGAGGUGGAGGGUUGCAAGACGGAGAUGAGAAAGCUGCUGGACGAGGCUGAGCAGCAGGUGGCGACCCGCGACAAACUUUUGGAGGAGCUGAGAUGUGAGGUGGAGCUGGCGAAGAAGACAGCCGGGGAGGAGAGAGUCAGGCUGGAAACAGUCCACAUGGACAAACUUUGCGAGAUGGAGAAAAGACACCAGGCCAAGCUGGAGAGCAACACCUUUGAGCUGUCCGAGAAGUACCGCACAGACUUUGAGGCCACUUUCGAGAAAGGCAACGAGCAGAUCGCUCAGCUCAAGCCAUGCCCACAAGUUGACAGAGUUGAAAAUCCAGUUUGACCUUGAGAGAGAGUCGCUGCUGGCUGAGCUGCGCAAGGUCAAGGACCACGUGAUGACCUCCAGCGAGACACAGACAGACCUGCUGGCCGAUGUGAUCUCGCUCACAAGCAGCGCCAGCUACGGCAGCGAGGAGAUGAUCGCUAACAGACAUCCGACCACGCAGACCGAGGACAGUUCCACCGCAACAGACAACACUGCUGAGGCCAGCCGGGCGAAGCUACAGCAGACGAUUGACGAUCUCAACACCCAACUUACCUCAGCUCAAGAGAGAAUCAGCGGCCUGCAGACCGAGGUGGACACUGUGAGGCAGGAGAAGGAUGAACUGAUGACUCAGCAGAAACAGCUGGAGGAGGCAGCUCCGAGGUCACCGGACCAGCUCAGUCAAAGUCGGAUGGCUCUGCUCUCGUCCGAGUUCAGUCGCUACCAGGAGAUGAUGGAGAGCACAGGGGGGGACAACUCCACCAGCUUCAUCCUCAUGGACAAAGAACGAAUUUCGUCUCCGACCAGCCCCACAGACAAUGAGGAGGUGAAGAUGAGAGAUGUAAAAAUUGCAGAACUGGAGAAAAAAGUGAUGGAGAUUUCCAUGACGGCCAGCGAGAAACAGAGUGCCAACGACAAGGUCUCCAUCAAGGGGUGUGAGCGAGGUGACCUAGUUCUGCUGUGUCUGGACGAGCGACAUGACCAGUACGUCGUAUUCACCGUCGGGGCCAACCUCCACUUCCUGCAUAGCGACUCGCUCGAGCCCCUGGGCCUGAAACGAAGUGUGGAUCUGUCAUGUCGCAAGACGUGGAUCCUGGCCGAGGUCGUGGACAAGGAAUAUUGCCUGGCCAAAAAGCCCCAGAACCGGUUCCGGGUGCCCCAGGGUACGUGUUUCUACCGCGUGAAGUGCAAGCCGUGGAGAAGUGAGGCGGAGUGUGGCAAAGAGCUGGUGCGGCACGUCAAACCACCCAAGGGCGAGCGUGGAGAAGGGGCCAGGCCUAAAAAGUCUGACAAAGCAUGAACAAACGGAUCAGAAUUUGUGGCUGUUUUUACUUUCACACAUAUCCUGCCAAAUGUCCCAGUGGAUUUUUUUAUAUUUUUCGUCAACCUUUUUUUCGAAUAUUUUUCCUUUUCUUGGUCAUUUUGACAUUUUUGGGGGCAUGUUUCUUGCUGGAAGGAACUUAAGUUGUCAAAGUUUUUGCUUCAUAGAUUCUAGAUAGUAUUAGUCAGUUUGGUAAACUUAGAUAAAAGAUUUAGAUGAUUUGUACGGAUGAAAAAUUUUCAUCAGCCUGUUUUGUUGGCAAGCUGUUAAAAUGUAAUAAGCCCAGAAAGCAAAAUUUUACAGGAGAGAGAAAAAAAGUGUCAUUCUUUUAACUAAUGUACCUACAUUUAAUCUAUUUUUUCCUGCUUUUUUCACCGUUUAGAAUUUGAAUGUCGACAAAGUACUUCUUGAGCACAUGCAGCUGAUGCCGUGAAUUUUGCAAUAAAGUAAAAUAUUUCCAAAAUUUUGGGCCUAGUACAUUAUAACAGCUGGCAGACGACUGUAAAGUUUUGCAGAAAAGUGUAGCCCAUGGAGGGACAUGAAAUAUUGUGGGUGAGAUAGAGGUUUAUGGUUUAUGCAUCACAAACAUUUCUGAGAAUUUCUCCUAACUCACUCAAUCCCGGGAGUUUUUCCCGAAAUUGUACCCAGAAACCGGUUAUUUUGGCACUUAUGUAAGGGCCUACUAGUAACCACAAAUAUCGUCCAAUUGCUUUGAAAUUUGGCACAAAGUACAACCUAAGGUGGAUCUUUAGACAUACCAAAUUCGAAGUAUGUUACCCUAGUAGUUUUGCCAUGGGGUGUUUUACAAAUUUGGCAUUUUUGGGGGGCUUAUUGUUUUUUUCAUGGCCGAAUGAGCAAGAGUAGGCCUACAUUGAUAUUCAAAAUAUGCUUGUGAGUUACUAGAUCUAUGUAUUGUAUGGCAUGUAUAAUAAAGACAGUUGAAUACUUUCAUGAAUAAAAGAAUAUAUGUGAGAAAGGGAGAGAGAAUCGAUUGCGAGACAUGCUCAGCUGAUCAAUGUGAACAAACGUGCUGAAAGUGCCUUCAUAAAAAGCGCAAUAUCUCAGAGUGAUAUGACAGUAGAAACAAAAUUCCAGCACCCCUCGAGGCAGAAUUGGCCAGGGAAAUAAUAAAUUGACCUCACAUAAAACUUUGGGCCAUUUUCAGAGACAAAAUAACUAGUAUAUGGAACGAAACUAUAGAACCGAGUUCUCUAGGUUGUGGGAUUGAACGCAGCCCGCGAGCUGACCAAGAUAUCUCAGUCACGGGAUUGAGUGAGUUAAACAUGUCAUGUCUUGUAGAGUAGGCCUAUAUCACCUAAUGACUUAUCUCGGAUUAUCUGCUCAAAAAGUGAACCGUCUUAAAGUUGAGUUACUUUGUGUGUACUCACGGGUUUCUUUCAAAUACCACAAAGAUGUACUUAUGUGUCUGCUCGAUAUCCGUAUCACAGCAGACCUUAUUGAAAAAUCAAAAUGUAGUUUUGGUACAGAAAUAGUUGGACCUCCUGUAACGUACCCAUGUUUUUUUUCAUAUAUCUUAUUAUCAUUAUUAAUACGACUGAAAGUAGCCAUCUUUUUCUCAUGAAUAUUUAUUAUGACCGAAGGGUUUAUCAGACAGUGGGAAGCCAUAUGUGAAUUGAAUCCUUAGUGAUAUUUCCUGAUAAGAUGUAUUGAUUUUUUGGUUACGGUUUUCAUGCCUUUCGCGAGCCAGUACGACUGAUUGCUCUGCCGCAGAAAUCCGCGAGUGGAGCGGUCCCUCCUUUGUUGUGAACAUUUGCCGGGGUUUUCUGCUGGGAACGUGAUUCUUCAGAGAUUUUGGUGGUUUAGCUUUAAACCAUAAAGCCGUAGGUUCGAAUCUUGCAAGGAGCCCAAUGUUGUGUCUUUGGGAAAGUAUUGCGAACUUUACACAAAUUUUCCUCUUUUCAUCCAGGAGGAAAUUGGUACCUGGCUUUGGGCAGCUUAAGAUCUUGUCAGUUUAUUGACGUUUGAGCACGUGUAAUCCAUAGCUUGCACCGGGAAGCUGAGAAUGUUUCCAGGUGUUUUAGGGUCUGCUGGGGUAAUUAUAGUUGUAAAGUGCAUAGAGCUAACUACAGAGUGAAGAUAUGUGCUAUAUGAAUGCUAUUAUUAUUAUUGUCAUUUUAAAAAAAAUCAUUAUUAUUAUUAUUAUUAUUUAUAGUAGCACAGUAGCAGUGGUGUGUAAAAACUCAGGAAAGAUACAAAUUGUGAGAUUUAACAACUCUACUAACAUUAUUCCCAGUUUUUUCACCAGUCUUCAGAAAGACUUCCGGCCUAACUUACACAAUGCUGAAUGCUUGUCGGUGUCAGCAUAAUACUGAUGUUUGCCUUUCUUUUAGCAUCAAAGUUAAAAAAUCAUUUGUAAUGUUCAUAAUGACAAAGUUCUCAUUUUUGUCACUCGUUUUCUGUUGCCAUGUCAACUGCCAGAUCAAUUUAAAACACAUUUGUAAUUUCAUCACAAGAACUGAGGGUUUUUCUCAAGACGAAGGGUUUUUUUGGGUUUUUUUGCUUCUGUUUCCUUUUCGGUACUGGUACACAAGUUUUUCUUACUUUUUAGAGAGAUUGCUUUUGAAAGAGUGUUGAAAGUAUGUCAAGGCUUGUGAGGAGAAGCAGUGUAUACUUAGUUGUUUGUUGUAUGUUUGUUACUACAUUUGGAGGAUGGAUCUGUCUUGCUGAUUGCUCUCGUAUAGCUGGUUCAUUUGAAUUGUGUCUAUAUAUUUGUCGGGGAACAUAAUUGAAUUGUGUUUUUAUAUCUGUGGGGACAUUUGAAUUGUGUCUAUAUGUGUACCAUAUAUCGACUGAUUAGUGUGAGAAUCCACCAUAUGCCAUUUUGACAAGUGACGCAUGACAUCGUCUUCUUCAAGUUCUUGCACCGAACCAUUGAUAUGUCCAUGGGGGAACAUUUGAAUUGUGUCUAUAUGUCUACGUAUGUCAAUGGAGGUACAUUUGAAGUGUGUCUAAAUAUAACGACUGCUUUGUGUAAGACUCUGCCAUACGCAAUUUAUAAAGGGGUGUAUAACGGAGGCUUAAUCUGAGCAGUCAGUGUGUAUAUAUAUUAUACAUCAAUGGGGUUACAUUUGAAUAUUCUCCGAUCUUUUCCCACAACGGAUACUGCUGUGGUCUCAUCAAGGUUUGGUCAGGAGGGAAUGAAAAUACAGAAGCCCAGCCUCCCCCCAUCUUCUCAAGAAUAUAAUGAAUAGAUAAAAACCAUGA
Messenger RNA from Aplysia californica (California sea hare), 8006 nucleotides. RefSeq names its product RB1-inducible coiled-coil protein 1. Lineage: Eukaryota; Metazoa; Mollusca; Gastropoda; Aplysiida; Aplysiidae. Gene Ontology annotation, biological process: reticulophagy; glycophagy; autophagosome assembly. Gene Ontology annotation, molecular function: molecular adaptor activity; protein kinase binding. The record is from RefSeq and is a predicted model, not a curated record. Gene Ontology annotation, cellular component: phagophore assembly site membrane; Atg1/ULK1 kinase complex; extrinsic component of membrane.